This is a messenger RNA of Scomber japonicus (chub mackerel), 1068 nucleotides long. RefSeq names its product signal-regulatory protein beta-2-like. The record is from RefSeq and is a predicted model, not a curated record. Bases 1 to 1068 code for a protein of 355 amino acids. The transcript has 6 exons. Gene Ontology annotation, biological process: response to bacterium. Lineage: Eukaryota; Metazoa; Chordata; Actinopteri; Scombriformes; Scombridae.
AUGAUGGUGUACACUCUAAAUGUUUUCCUGCUCUGCUCUUUGUGUGCUGCACAGGUUAUUAAAAUCACUCAGCCUGUUUCUUUCCAGUCAGUGAAGCCUGGAGACUCAGCUACUAUCCAAUGUCACAUAAAGAGUGACAUGUAUAAAAGAGUGUGGUACAAAUUGACUACAGGGAAGAUGCUGCAGCUUGUGACAGCGUUUGAUUUUCACUAUAAGCAUGUUGUUUUUGCUGAUGAAUUUCGACAACGUUAUUCAGUCAAAUUUAACAGCACCAGCAGUCAUCUGGACAUUUCUGCAACAACGUGGGAAGAUGUUGGCACAUACUACUGUGGAGUGAUGAAGUUAAAUGACAUUGAGUUUGGACCAGGAACCUUUCUGAUGCUAAAAGGUGCAAAGAUGAUCAGUGACUCUGUCAUCCAGAAGCCAGAGUCUGAGUCAGUGCAGCCAGGACGCUCUGUGACUCUCAGCUGUUCUGUUCACACUGACCACUGUGCAGCAGAACACACUCAUGUCCUGUGGCUGAAAAACUCUGAUCAUUCUGCUCCAGAGAUGAUUCACUCCUCUGGGAAUAAAAACAACAUCUGCCAGAAGACUGAGACUGGCUCUGGAGAAGCUACCUGUGUGUACCAUCUUCUUAUGAGGAACCUGAGCUCUGAUGAUGCUGGAACCUACUACUGUGCUGUGACUUCAUGUGGAGAAGUACUGCUGGGAAAAGGGACCAAGAUUAAAAUGAACAACACCAACAUCACCAAACCAGCUGUACUGAGUCCAGCUGUUAUUGCGCUGUUGCUGUCAAACAUCAGUCUUGGGAUUGUGAUUCUUAUUCUUACAAUGGUGAUUUGCAGAAGUUGGAGGAAAGUUCCUGCAGAGGUGAAUGAUGGAGCUUCUGAGGGCAAUCAGACUAAUGAAGCAGUCAUCUAUGCAUCGGUGUGUUCGGCACCCAGAAGCCUCUCCUCAAGGCAAGCUACAGUGAAACACAGUGGAGACUCUGUAGUUUACUCUGACAUCUGGCACUGUCAACAGAACCAAGAAGUUUCAUCUGGGGAAGGCUGCCAAACCACAGAAUGA